AGCCAAGGCACUGCAACGGCAUCAACAACAAGAACAAAAGAAACAAGCGGUUACCGAGCGGAGGGAAGGGAGAGGGGUCGCCCACCCCCCGCCCCUCCUCUUGGAUUGAUUGAGCGCCCCCCACCCCAGGGCGUGUUUCUCCAACACCACCACCACCAUUUAAACCCCCACCCUCCCCUCCGUCCCCACUCCAUUUCUUCUCUCUCUCCGUUGCAAUGCGGUGGGGAUCCGCGCCCGUCUCUAAAAUUUAGUCUCUAUUGUCACCCGGGCGCGCUCCUCCUCGGAUCUCGAUACCCCUCCCCCGACCAGGCCCGCCCCUCGGACCUCCAUCGGACGUUUGCCCUUGCUUAUUACCGGAUCUAAUGGGGAUGUACGAGCUCAUCAAAGGGGACGACAAUAGCGGGAUCGCCGAUCCCAACAAGAACCUCCUCGUCGUCGACGGCGACGAUGGGUUCCCCCACAAGAGCGACAUCGAGUCCGGCAAAAAGGUCUCCAGAUCCUCGACGGUCGCCACCGUGGCCGUCCUCCCCGCCUCUGCCCCCUCCUCCGCCAGGAAGCAGCAGCGCCUCGUCUCGCUGGACGUCUUCCGGGGAAUCGCGGUCGCGCUGAUGAUCCUGGUAGAUGAUGCUGGAGCAUUUGUUCCAGAAAUAAAUCAUUCUCCAUGGGAUGGUGUAACCCUCGCUGAUUUUGUCAUGCCAUUUUUUUUGUUCAUUGUUGGAGUUGCGCUGGGACUCGCAUAUAAGAGAGUCUCCGACAGAGUUUCAGCCACCAAGAAGGCUGUACUCCGGGCACUGAAGCUAUUCAUUUUAGGUCUUGUUCUCCAAGGUGGCUAUUUUCACGGCGUUCACAGUCUAACUUUUGGAGUUGAUAUUACGAGUAUAAGAUGGAUGGGUGUACUACAGAGAAUUGCAAUAGCCUAUCUGUUGGCAUCAAUAUGUGAAAUUUGGCUUAGAAGUGAUGAUGAUGUAGAUUCUGGAUAUUCCUUGCUGAGAAGAUACCGAUUCCAAUUGUCGGUGGGUUUGAUUCUUACUACCAUUUAUAUGGGCAUCUUAUAUGGGUUGUACGUUCCAGACUGGGAGUAUGAGAUAUCAGGGGCAGGCUCCAGUCCCAAGACCUUCUCAGUGAAGUGUGGAGUCAGGGGUGACACCGGACCUGCUUGCAAUGUUGUUGGCAUGAUUGAUCGCAAGAUCCUGGGCAUCCAACAUCUAUAUAAACGCCCAGUCUAUGAAAGGACGAAGCAAUGCAGCAUAAAUUCACCAGAUAAUGGCCCACUUCCACCUGAUGCUCCUUCCUGGUGUCAGGCACCUUUUGAUCCUGAAGGGCUACUUAGUUCCAUUAUGGCUAUUGUUACCUGCUUGAUUGGUUUGCAAUUUGGGCAUGUUAUUGUGCACUUUGAGGAUCACAAGUAUAGAAUCUUCCAGUGGAUGAUUCCUUCAUUCAUUCUUUUAGCUUUGGCCUUUUCACUGGACUUUUUCGGACUGCAUAUGAACAAGGCACUAUACUCAUUGAGUUACACUUGUGUCACCGCUGGUGCUGCUGGGAUUCUAUUUGCUGGAAUUUAUGUCCUGGUUGAUGUCUAUGGCUUUAGACGACCAACCUAUGCCAUGGAAUGGAUGGGAAUGCAUGCAUUAAUGAUAUACAUCCUGAUCGGCUGCAACAUCUUGCCGGUUCUGAUCCAGGGUGUUUACUGGAGGGAACCUCAGAACAAUCUUUUGAAGGUUCUUGGAGUUUGAUCAUGUCUACAUUGGUUGGAGAAUCAGGCAUUUUGCGGUGCAUUGGUCCAGUGGAGGCUGCAUAUGACUCUUUCUCACCAAAGCAGAUCUUUGCAUAUGACACCUCUAAAGGGAUGAAAUCAGUAGAGCCUGGGCCUCAGCUUUGCCCAUUGUAGGGGAAUUGGUAAUUAUGCCGCAGGGAUUGCUGUUCCGCUGCAAGGCCUUAUUUACCCGGGCAUUGCUCUUUUGAGCCCAUAGAGUGGUAGCUGGAAUGUUGUAUGCAAAUAAAGUUUGUAAUGUAUCCCUUUCAUGGCAACUAGAAUUUAUGUUAAUAUAUUAUCCUACCACUGUGUGGUAUACUCUCUGUUUCCGAAAGACUGGAUUUGGCUGGCGAGGGCCGUCCAUAAUAAUGGUCAGCAAAGAAUGAAGCACUGAGCCGCGUACCUAAAGUAAUGGCACCGUAGCAUUUGCUUCUGCCCAUUCGCUAAUUCCAAUGUACGGUAUAUUUUUGAA
Messenger RNA from Elaeis guineensis (African oil palm), 2225 nucleotides. RefSeq lists its product as uncharacterized. NCBI's taxonomy places the organism in Eukaryota, Viridiplantae, Streptophyta, Magnoliopsida, Arecales, Arecaceae. The record is from RefSeq and is a predicted model, not a curated record.